Erythranthe guttata (spotted monkey flower) is the source of this 1575-nucleotide messenger RNA. Its product is annotated as 3-oxo-Delta(4,5)-steroid 5-beta-reductase. NCBI's taxonomy places the organism in Eukaryota, Viridiplantae, Streptophyta, Magnoliopsida, Lamiales, Phrymaceae. The record is from RefSeq and is a predicted model, not a curated record.
AUACAAAACCUAAGCUCUGCUCUCUCUCCUCUCUUUCUCUCUCUACACUCUGCAAAACAAAUACAGUUAGUAAAAAAACUCCGAUCCUCCGAGACUGAAAUAUGAGCUGGUGGUGGGCUGGAGCUAUCGGCGCUGCAAAGAAAAAAAUCGACGAAGAUGAGCCACAGCAGAAGCAUCAAGCCGUAGCCCUAAUAAUCGGUGUCACCGGAAUCGUCGGCAACAGCCUGGCGGAGAUCCUGCCCCUCUCCGACACCCCCGGCGGUCCAUGGAAGGUCUACGGCGUCGCCCGCCGCCCACGCCCCACCUGGAACGACGACAACCCGAUCAACUACAUCCGGUGCGAUAUAUCCGACCCGGACGAUAUUCAGGCCAAGCUCUCCCCUCUCACCGACAUCACCCACGUAUUCUACGUCACCUGGGCGAACAGAUCCACCGAGGUCGAGAACUGCGAAUCCAACGGCAAAAUGCUGAAGAACGUCCUCGAUGUAGUGAUCCCUAAUUCCCCCAAUUUGAAGCACAUCUGCUUGCAGACUGGUCGGAAGCACUACAUCGGCCCGUUCGAAUCGUACGGGAAGAUCGAAACCCACGACCCGCCGUACUCCGAAGAUUUGCCCCGACUGAACUACAUCAACUUCUACUACACCUUGGAAGACAUUCUCUUCGCCGAGGUGGAGAAGAAGGAGGGUUUGACUUGGUCCGUCCACCGCCCGGGCAACAUAUUCGGAUGCUCCCCGUCCAGCAUGAUGAAUCUAGUCGGAACCCUAUGCGUGUACGCCGCCAUAUGCAAGCACGAGGGUUCGGUUCUGAAAUUUCCGGGGAGCAAGAUCGCUUGGGAGGGUUACUCCGAUUGCUCCGAUGCUGAUUUGAUAGCGGAGCAUCAGAUAUGGGCGGCGGUUGAUCCUUACGCGAAGAAUGAGGCAUUCAACGUGAGCAAUGGCGAUGUGUUCAAAUGGAAGCAUUUCUGGAAAGUGUUGGCUGAGCAGUUUGGGGUGGAGUGUGGCGGUUAUGAGGAAGGGCAGAAGCUGACAUUGGUGGAGAUGAUGAAGGAUAAAGGUCCCGUUUGGGAUGAGAUUGUGAAGGAGAAUGGUUUGACGGAGACGAAAUUAGGGGAUGUUGGAAUUUGGUGGUUUGGUGAUGUUAUACUUGGAUCGGAGUGUUAUUUGGAUACGAUGAAUAAGAGUAAGGAGCAUGGGUUUCUUGGGUUUAGGAAUUCGAAGAAUUCGUUGAUUUCUUGGAUUGAUAAGGUCAAGGCUUACAAGAUUGUUCCAUGAUUUAUUUUUUGUUGGGUUCGGUUUUCUUGGUUUUGUUGUUCGUGGAAGGUCUUUUUUCGUUGUGUUUGUCGAAGAAAGGGAAUAAUGGUGAGGAUGAAGAUCAUGCUGAGUUCUUGCUGAUGUUAUUACUGCAAGAAAGAGAGCGAAUGUAAGAUGUGUUAUUGUUGAACAUUGUGGUGUGUCUUCGUUUAUGUAUCCUGCCCCGAUUAAUUAGAUGAAUAUGGUUUCGUGAUGGGAUUAUUUACUUUUAUAAUAAUAACGUGCUGCAGUAUGUGUAUUGUAAGAGUUAUUUGUACGUUUUUUC